UACUAUAUAUCGGCAGUUUUUUUGUAAUCGAUAGUGCAGCAGGCAGCUGGUGCAGUCCACCGUAAUAAAGUUCCCGGAAAAUCUUUCGAUGGCUUAAUGUGAUAAGCAUUCUUCCUUCCCAGGCUUUCGUAUCACAGUGACAAUCUGCCGUCCGCAUUUUUGCAACAGCAAUCGGCCACCUUGAUCUCCCAGCACGAUUAAGCUUCACAUACAUACUGAAAUCUGCUACAACUCCUGCUUGGCAUUUGUGAUUAACUUUACCUGGACACAACCGGUUGAUAGCUAUUAAGUCAGCCGUAAAGAUGAUAAUUACAUUUUCGACACUUUUCGGUUUGACUUGCCUUGUUGCCCAUUUCCCGCAAGCACUGGGCGCGACAGUUUCUUGCUACCAUUGCGACAGUCACGCCGGCAUGGCGUGCGGACUAACAGCCGGCUGGAGGGUGUCUGAUCUGGAGAAGCAUGUUAAGCCGUGUCCGGAGGGUUUCUGUUACACAUACGAAAGUAGCGAAGUGUUUGCGGGAAAACAGUUUGACAUUAAGCGCGGCUGCGGUCGGCUGCCGUGUACCGCACUUCCCUACAAAGGCAAUAUUUCGGCACUGUGCGACGAAGACAGCGAGGGCAAUCGGAAAGACAAGAACCUUCCCUCUGGUCCGCCGUUUAAUCAGCUGUACACCUUCACCGCCGAGGUGCUGACGCAGACCGGCCGACUGCAGUACUGCGAUACCGAUCGGUGUAACAAAGAACCAACCCACUUUGCGCUGGAAACGGAAUUGGCCAGUGAGGGACCGCCUCCUUACUGCAACACCUGCAAAGGUCCUGUCAACGGGUCGUGUGGUCUGUUAGGAGCUGACGAGGGAACUGUUCCAUCCAAUCGAUGUGAUCUCGGACAUUGCUUUACAUACGUCUGGGCGGAAAACGAUGGCAGUGUGCCGAAGGUCUGGCGCGGCUGUGGACCGGUGGCCUGCAAGAACGUCCCCGGCGCCCAGGGCUCCGUCGGGCUGUGCGAUAGCGAGGACAAGUUAGAGCCGGUCGAUACCAGCAGCGGCGACCCGUACACCAUGAUCCGCUCGUUUUCCGCGCCGGGGCCUAAUGGAAAGGUACGCGCCGGCACGGUGCAGUACUGCAAAAGCGGAUGGAAAUGCAACUGGCGGCCCGUCAGGAAUUUCCAGUUGAAACACUUCUACCCCGGACAGUCGCCGACCGUUCAGGAAGUAGUGGAUAAACUUCGUGCAGCGCCACGAAAUGUUCACGCGUCUCUCACGACGGGUGAAAGGGUGGCCCAGGUCUUCCGGAAUAUGGAUACCAAUGGCGAUGGCAAACUGGAUGAAGCAGAAUUCAGAAAAGGCCAGCAUCUGUUGUGAAUGUUUAUCAGUUGGCAAUAGACGAUUCGUUUAACUAUAAGCCUGCGCUGAUAAAAGACUUAAUAGUUCAAUGCUUUUUUUUUUCUAUCCAUCCGUUAUGUAAUGAAACGACUUACAGAAAUAAUUACGUCAAACUGAUGGAAUCCACGAAUGUCAUGUUGAUGCGCGAUGUGAAAGCGAGGAAAUAAAAUAGAAU
Messenger RNA from Paramacrobiotus metropolitanus, 1557 nucleotides. RefSeq lists its product as uncharacterized. Lineage: Eukaryota; Metazoa; Tardigrada; Eutardigrada; Parachela; Macrobiotidae. Gene Ontology annotation, molecular function: calcium ion binding. The record is from RefSeq and is a predicted model, not a curated record. The transcript has 7 exons. Bases 303 to 1361 code for a protein of 352 amino acids.